Sparassis crispa is the source of this 324-nucleotide messenger RNA. RefSeq lists its product as hypothetical. The transcript has a single exon. The coding region runs from base 1 to 324 and encodes 107 amino acids. The record is from RefSeq and is a predicted model, not a curated record. Lineage: Eukaryota; Fungi; Basidiomycota; Agaricomycetes; Polyporales; Sparassidaceae.
AUGACCGAACUUGUGGUGGACCACUGGUGGAUUGACAUUGGCAUGGAGAUUCAAGGCAAUCAGCAGGUUAUGUGGUGGUGUUCCGACGCCCCCUGGCAGAUCUUACAGAGGGUCUUGGAGUUGGACAAUGAGACUGUGGAGCAUUACACCAAGACCUCCACCUUUUACCACGAUCUCACUGCGCAGCUCACUGAUGUGGGCAAUUUUCGCUACGAACCAUCUCAAUCCGUACAGCAACGCACCAAAGUGUUCUAUAUCCAGGCAUAUAAUAUGGAGAAGUCGCCAAUGUAUUUCCUGAAUGGCGGCAAUACCCACUCGAAGUAG